AUGGCGUCUGACUCAAUUGUUCAAACAUUCCUACUCUUCAAGCAGAGUGAGCUUCAAAGUGUCGCCCAGAUCCCGAGGCAGGCAAUAUUACAGAAGACUUCAUCAGGUCCCGGUGCGUUCGGCCACGAUUCGGAGCACGAUCUCAGGCGGGUGACCAGGCGAGCAGCCCCCGCACUCACCCGGGAAGAGAUCGGUAUCAUAGUGGACAAGCAUAACGAGCUACGGAAGGGCGCCGACCCUCCUGCUUCAAACAUGGAAUAUAUGUCCUGGCACGAGGAACUAGCCGGGAUGGCCCAGCAGUGGUCCGAGAAGUGUACCUGGGAGCACGGGCAACCUCACAGGGACCGUCCACCAUUCAGCUGGGUGGGGCAGAACCUGUGGCUGGGGACGACGUGGACUCAGGGAUCGUCCAUUCGUGGUGCCAUACAGGCUUGGUUUAACGAAAUAUCAAACUACGAUUACGACAACGCCUCUUGUGCGCAUGACAAGGUUUGCGGCCACUACACACAGCUGAUGUGGGGGAAGUCUUACGCGAUUGGAUGUGGUUUGGCGUUCUGUUCUAAUGUGAGAGGCAGUAGUAUCACUAACGCCUACCUACUCACCUGUAACUAUGGACCAGGGGGGAACUAUCCAGGGAUAAAACCAUACGUCACAGGACAACCUUGUCAGACAUGCGCGUCAGAGAAGGGCUGGUGUAAGGACGGCCUCUGUGUUAACAUCUGCACAGAAGGAGACAUCGACUGUGGUUGCGUACUCCAGUGUCAGAAUGGCGGGAUUCUCAACGAAACCGACUGCUCCUGCGCAUGCCCAGACGGUUGGGACGGCACCAACUGUGAACUGCCGUGCCAGAACACGCACCCGUUGUGCUACUGUAACCCAGGCUGGUACGGACCGGCUGUGUGUCGCCACCUAGCGGCCGUCACGGAGGGCUGCAGGGAGAUGUGCGGGAAAUGCAAGUUUGCUAAUGUUGAGCAAGACGUCAACUGCAGAAUUUGUACCCAAGUCGAAGACCUACCAGAGUUCUGUACGGCUGCCAUGCCAAAAGCUUCACUUGACGGAAAGACAGACUCUAGACCACGGCCAGCUACAGCAACCAUUACAUCAACGAGUGCUGUUGGCAAGGCAGAAGCGACGCCUGGCGAAAGUACGGUGAGCAGCAGGCUGAGGCCAUCCACCGAGGCAGCCACGGCGCGACCACCACCUUGCGACGGGAUGUCAUGUGAAAAUGGAGGAAUCCUCAUGAAGAAAACCUGCAGAUGUCAGUGUACGGAGAACUACUACGGAGCAAUGUGCCAAAAAAGCAGAGUGGAGGUUAGAUUCGGCGUUAUCAUCAACAUCCGCAUGGCGGCGUCUCAGUGGUACAAGGCAAAGAGACUUCUAAAGAAGGCUGUGUCCCGGGUUAUCAACAAGUACUGUACAGUCAGAUUCAGCCUGUGCUGCCCAUACAGUCAGGAGAAGACAUCGCCUGCUCAGCUAGAAUUCGUCACCGAAGACGACAUCCACGUGGGGGCUGGCUACCCAGAAGUCACCCCUCCUCUACUCAAGGUCAUGCUUCUUGCCAAACCUCGCGAGAACAACGAGAUGUGCGGCAACUCUCGUACCAGGCGAGACUUGGCUUUUCUCGCGGUAUCAUCCGGCCCACCAAUCAGAAUUCGCCAUUCCGAUGACGUAGUUCUUGGUGAGUAA
This is a messenger RNA of Branchiostoma belcheri (Belcher's lancelet), 1686 nucleotides long. RefSeq lists its product as uncharacterized. The record is from RefSeq and is a predicted model, not a curated record. NCBI's taxonomy places the organism in Eukaryota, Metazoa, Chordata, Leptocardii, Amphioxiformes, Branchiostomatidae. Gene Ontology annotation, cellular component: extracellular region. Bases 1 to 1686 code for a protein of 561 amino acids. The transcript is spliced from 14 exons.